Rhizophagus irregularis DAOM 181602=DAOM 197198 is the source of this 1287-nucleotide messenger RNA. The record is from RefSeq and is a predicted model, not a curated record. NCBI's taxonomy places the organism in Eukaryota, Fungi, Glomeromycota, Glomeromycetes, Glomerales, Glomeraceae.
UAAAUGGGCAGAUGUUGUUCGGUGUUAUGGUUUAACACAAAAUCCAUCAAAUGGAAAUUAUUUUCUCAUAAUGAUGAAAAUGAAUAUAGAUUUAAGAAAAUAUUUACAACAAAAUCAUAAUCAACUUAUAUGGAAAAAGAGAAUUAAUAUUACUUAUGAAAUAAUUCGUGCACUUUAUUAUAUUCAUAAAGAGAAAGCAAUUCAUAGAGAUUUAAAUUCCGGAAAUAUAUUAUAUUCACAAUUAAAUAAUUAUUGGUGUAUCAGUGAUCUUGGAUUUUGUGGACCUGCUGAUAAAUCUUCAACAAGUAUAUAUGGAAAUCUUCCUUACAUAGCACCCGAAGUUAUUGUUGGAAGAAAAUAUACUUUUGCAUCUGAUAUUUAUAGUAUUGCAAUUCUUAUGUGGGAAAUUUCAUCUGGACAAACACCAUUUAUAAAUUAUGAACAUGAAAAUGAUAUUGUAAUGAAUAUUAUUAACGGUAUAAGACCAAAAAUUGUGCCAGGAACUCCAUUAGAAUAUAAAAAUUUAAUGAAACAAUGUUGGGAUGCUGAUCCAUUAAAAAGACCUGACAUUAAUGCACUUGAGUACAAAAUGAGAAAAAUCAAUUUAGAUUAUCAAAAUAUGUCAGAUGAAUUAUUCAAAUCAGAAAUGAAUAAUUUAGGAAUGAAUGAAGUAGAAGAAAAUUGUACUAGUAGCAGAUUAUUUACAAGUAAAAUUCAUAACUUUGGAAAUUUACCCGAACCAAGAAAUGCAACAGAAGAAGAACAAGAAGGGUUUCAUAGUAAAUUGUAUGAUUUUAACAUUCCUAACAAUAGUGAUAGUGAAAAAUUACCCGAAGAAUUUAUAAAGUUACAAAUAAAUUCAAAUGGUAAGUUAAAUUACUAACAAAUAAAAUCAUCAUCUUAUCAAAUUUAUUUAUUAAACGCGACUUUAUUUAAAAUUUAGAUGAUGAAAAGGAAAUAACUCAACAACAUGUUGAUAGUAGGUGAAAAUUUUUACGUAAUAACAAACAAUUUUUAUACUAUUUUAAUUAUGUUUAUUUUCUUAUAGAUGAUGACGAAGUAUAUAAUAAUCCAAAUCUUCAUUCAAAAGAACAAGAUGAACUGAAAAUUCCUGAUGAUGGAUUUUGAAUUAUUUAACAAUGUGUUUCUUUAUAUUUUAAAUUAUUAUCAUUUAUUUAUUUAUUUUAUCUUGGAUUAUUUAAACACUAAGACUAGAGUAGUAAAUGUUUUACAAAAUUCUUAGUUUGUAAUUUAAAUAAUUUUAAUAAAUUUAUUCAAACUAUUAAA